CCGAAGCGCUGGGUCAGCUCGAAGAAAGAGAAAGCUGGGAGGGAAUCUGCUGGGUUCGGCUGUUUGGAGGAGAUUUCAGAGAAAACGGAGCCAAACUCCACUCAGAACGCAGUGCAAGAGAAGCCCUAUGCUGUGGCUCCCAUUUGCUCCAUCACAGAUUCUUUCGCUUUACCACUAUUCCUGCUUUUCUAUGUCCACAUACCAAGCAAACCCCUUUUCCAGUUAGAAACAGAAACUGAAAAUGGAAACUGAAAAUGGAAACGAAAAUUCAAUUAUUUUAACAUCCUCUUUGUUGAAUAACAAAUCCCCAGAAACUGAUGAGGUCACUUGGUAGGACACUAUUUCCUUGCUCAUGUGCCAGUGCUUGCUUUCAGCCUAUCUAGUAUAAAAGAUCUUACUUGGACCUUUUUCCAGAUGGCAAAUUUUCUUUCUGUAUCUGUCAUUUUUUCUCCUUUUGUAAACUUCUUCAGCGCUGCACCAUCAUCAGUAGCACAGAGCACACAUCUGCAAUAUAAAGUGGAAACACUGGAAAUGGCCUUAUGGCACAUGACCAGAAAAUCUGAGAGUGAUUGAGAAAGUCACUCAAGUAUGGUGAUUAAAAAACUGCAGCAACUACUAGAAAUGAAGGAUUGAGAGAUGGACUGAGUGAAGAACAUAGCCCCAAAUAUCUUAAAUGAGAGGACUGAGGUGGAAAGGUUCUAUAUAGAUGCUCUUAAUGUGAAUCAGGAUAUCAUAUCCAGUAGAAAGCAUCAAAAGAAAAAGGCCCAAACUGCCUAUAACAAAAAAUAUGGAGGCAUGUGCAGAUUUCCCCAAAUCAAAACAUUCAAAGGCAACAGAAAUAGCACAAAUAAUAUUCCCAGAGACCUAGAGGAAGCACAUAAAUGCUACUGGUAUGGAAACAUUGAAAACUAUGAGCUAAAAAAAGUGAAGCCUAAAAAAAUUACAAUUAAGGUGCUAACUGUUUACUUAUUAGAGGCUGUUAAUUGGUAUGUCUUUCCUAGGUGUUUGAGUGAAUUCCAAUAUCUUAAUAGUGACUUACCUAGAAUAUUUUACCUUUGCAACACAGAAAAUACUUCUCCCAGCCUAAUAUUUCUUACACAGCAGGCCACAUUAUCAGAUUCAUCCUCUUCUGCAGUGAUCCUUCCACACACUCGGAUGCCAACAGUCUAG
Sturnus vulgaris (Common starling) is the source of this 1170-nucleotide messenger RNA. The record is from RefSeq and is a predicted model, not a curated record. Lineage: Eukaryota; Metazoa; Chordata; Aves; Passeriformes; Sturnidae.